AUGGCGAACUCAAAAGACGACGAUGGCACUCCCGCACCCGCGACGAAUCCACCGAUCAAACCACAACAGCAACAGAAUAAAGGGAAGAAACCCUUUCCGAGGCCUAAUAAUAAGGUCGAUAAGUCUAAGCUUCCUAAUCCACUCCACUUAACGAAAUCAGAAACCGCUUUGACUAAUGACCCGCUAUGGAAGGACUCUUUCAUUCUGGAUGGUGAGACAGGUGUUAUGAAUGAAGAGGCAGUAGAAGACUUCGAACCGGACGCCGCAGGAUAUGUUCAUUUAGUUGACUUAGAGUAUAAGGCAAUUGCUGAUGUCGAUAAACCAUAUGCUAAGGUUAUAUCACCAUCCCUCCACUCGUACUAUCAUUGCAUUUUGUAUUGGUACAAGAUGGCUCUACUCGCCCAGCGCCACGGGACCGCUUCCCAGGACCAAGAGCGCCUGGUGCACUUUGUUAGAGGCUACGGAGGUUUAAAAAUUGCCGCAGGAGCAGCAGAAUACCUCGAAGGCUUAGGCGACUUCACUGACGCCACAGGCAUUAGACAUGUGCUCAGCUCACCUGAACCCAACGCCCAAGGGCAUUUUGGCCAGGCCACAGCUGCAACGCAUGCUAAUUAUGAGAUGUUGCCUGCACCUGCAAUCUUCUUAGCACGUGUGCUCGAAGAUUUGCAAACGACAACGCAACGGUCUCAACGCACGCAACGCUCAACGCACGUAACGCUCAACGGUCUCAACGCACGCAACGGUCUUAACGCACGCAACGCUCAACGCACGACUGGCAAAAUGGAAGCAUAUCCAAGACAUGUGUUUGCACCUGCACACACAGAACAACAUAUUAAUCCAAAUGGGAAACAAAAAAUGAAAGUGAAGUUAGCAGCAAAAGUUUUACGUCAUUCGGUUGCUGCAGGAUUAUUUGCUAAAGUUUCUUCAAACCGGGGUCUCACCAUGAAGACCCAUAUUAAGAACAUCUCCGCCAGGGCGAGGGCUGCCACUCACGAGCUGGCCCCCGUCCUCAGGUCUCGCUUGCCGCUGCGCACGAAGCUUGGGAUGUACAAAACAUAUGCGGACGCGUGA
This is a messenger RNA of Pararge aegeria (speckled wood butterfly), 1071 nucleotides long. RefSeq lists its product as uncharacterized. The record is from RefSeq and is a predicted model, not a curated record. NCBI's taxonomy places the organism in Eukaryota, Metazoa, Arthropoda, Insecta, Lepidoptera, Nymphalidae. Bases 1 to 1071 code for a protein of 356 amino acids. The transcript is spliced from 3 exons.